This is a messenger RNA of Cadophora gregata, 807 nucleotides long. RefSeq lists its product as uncharacterized. The record is from RefSeq and is a predicted model, not a curated record. The transcript is spliced from 3 exons. Lineage: Eukaryota; Fungi; Ascomycota; Leotiomycetes; Helotiales; Ploettnerulaceae. Bases 1 to 807 code for a protein of 268 amino acids.
AUGCUCUUCAACACUUUGUCCAUCUUCGGCCUUGUCGCCAUUGCUUCAGCUGCUCCUCAUCUGCACUCGAGAUUUGAGAAGGAAGUGGGGGCCCCUGCUGCGCGGGGACUUCAAUGGACACCAAGAUCUGUCACUCCACGAAGCAACAACUAUGUCACAAACUUCGUCAGUGGAUUUGAUAGCACAGUGAUCAUCCAGCAGCAGACGAUCACCAUCCUGCAACUAUCGAAUGCUCAAGCACUCGCCGAGUUGCAAUUACAAGCAGAGCUUCUUUUGGUUCAAGCCAUCCAGCAACAACUCAUUGCUCAACAGCAACUGCAGUUUGCCAUCGACAACAUCCGCAUCAACACUUUCCUGAAUGUGAACCCGAACGUGAACACCGUCGCAGUCAUCCUCACACAAGUGAAUGAUAACCGCGACCAAAACAACCGCAACACCCGCUACUUCACCCGCCAAAUCCAAAGCAACCCCUCCGCCUCGGAGCAAAUCUUCGUCCAAAUCACCGAAGUCUCCCAGAUGAACAUCGGCGACUUCAACGUUCCCACACCUACCGCUGAGGGAGCCGCCUCACCAUCAGGAGCCGCCAGCUCAGCAAGCUUCGCAGCACCAAAGUUCGGAUCGUAUACUCCAGGUGGAAACGUCUCGCUCCAGGCUCAAGGAAUCAACUUGUAUCCAUUCGGUGUCGCAGCGCCAACAUUCGGUAACUCGCGGGGAUUCAUCGAUCCUGCGCUGAUCAUCCAGCCAAGCCAGCAGCUUUUCGUCACAAACCAGAAUCAGAACCAGUUCAACGUCGUUGUCAUCGCAUGA